UUUUUAGAUAGUGCGAAGGGAGUCAUUUAAGAGAGAAGUCUGGAAUUCUAUGGAAGCACAGAGGGGUGCAUCUGAGGGAGAUGAAUCAAUUAUGGAAAGUACGGUUUUCUCUUCUUCAGUCGGUUUUGUGCUUCGUUUUCGAUCUGCUGGUGUUCCGGGCAGAGUGCAGCGCCCCGACCUUCUCAGGGUGAUGAGUCUGGUGGGAAGAAAUGGCUUCAGAGAGGCUGUGAAGGCCACAGGGCAAGCAGAGGCUGGAACCAGGAGUACAAACCAGCAAUUACAGAUUGCAGCCAACAUCAAAGACACCUGAUGCGGAUGAUCAAGGAUUCAGGAUUUAAGUAAAGCAAACAGCUUCUCUUUUGUAUUUCAAAGUCUUGGAGUCGGAGAGCGCGCCUCGCUUCCAGAGCCCCCGGACCCGGCGAGUCAGCGAUCGCCGAGCCGGCCACCAUGCCCGGCAGACCGCGCCACUAGGCGCUCCUCGCGGCUCCCACCCGGCGGCGGCGGCGGCGGCGGCGGCGGCCGCGAUGGUUUCAGACGCUGAAGGAUUUUGCAUCUGAUCGCUCGGCGUUUCAAAGGCAGAGGCCCCCCCUCCCCCUUCCCCCCUCCCUCGCCGUCUUUGUUUCCUUCCCCCCCUGCUCUCCCCACUCCCCCCACCCCACCCCCCUCUCCUCUCCUCCUCCUCUUUUUUAGAAGCAGCGAUCGGAGAUGGAUGUCUCUCUUUGCCCAGCCAAGUGUAGUUUCUGGCGGAUUUUCUUGCUGGGAAGCGUCUGGCUGGACUAUGUGGGCUCCGUGCUGGCUUGCCCUGCAAAUUGUGUCUGCAGCAAGACUGAGAUCAAUUGCCGGCGGCCGGACGAUGGGAACCUCUUUCCCCUCCUGGAAGGGCAGGAUUCAGGGAACAGCAAUGGGAACGCCAGCAUCAACAUCACGGACAUCUCAAGGAAUAUCACUUCCAUACACAUAGAGAACUGGCGUAGUCUUCACACGCUCAAUGCCGUGGACAUGGAGCUCUACACUGGACUUCAAAAGCUGACCAUCAAGAACUCAGGACUUCGGAGCAUUCAGCCCAGAGCCUUUGCCAAGAACCCCCAUUUGCGUUAUAUAAACCUGUCAAGUAACCGGCUCACCACACUCUCGUGGCAGCUCUUCCAGACGCUGAGUCUUCGGGAAUUGCAGUUGGAGCAGAACUUUUUCAACUGCAGCUGUGACAUCCGCUGGAUGCAGCUCUGGCAGGAGCAGGGGGAGGCCAAGCUCAACAGCCAGAACCUCUACUGCAUCAAUGCUGAUGGCUCCCAGCUUCCUCUCUUCCGCAUGAACAUCAGUCAGUGUGACCUUCCUGAGAUCAGCGUGAGCCACGUCAACCUGACCGUACGAGAGGGUGACAAUGCUGUCAUCACUUGCAAUGGCUCUGGAUCACCCCUUCCUGAUGUGGACUGGAUAGUCACUGGGCUGCAGUCCAUCAACACUCACCAGACCAAUCUGAACUGGACCAAUGUUCAUGCCAUCAACUUGACGCUGGUGAACGUGACGAGUGAGGACAAUGGCUUCACCCUGACGUGCAUUGCAGAGAAUGUGGUGGGCAUGAGCAAUGCCAGUGUUGCCCUCACUGUCUACUAUCCCCCACGCGUGGUGAGCCUGGAGGAGCCUGAGCUGCGCCUGGAGCACUGCAUUGAGUUUGUGGUGCGUGGCAACCCCCCACCAACGCUGCACUGGCUGCACAAUGGACAGCCUCUGCGGGAGUCCAAGAUCAUCCAUGUGGAAUACUACCAGGAGGGAGAGAUUUCUGAGGGCUGCCUGCUCUUCAACAAGCCCACCCACUACAACAAUGGCAACUAUACCCUCAUUGCCAAAAACCCACUGGGCACAGCCAACCAGACCAUCAAUGGCCACUUCCUCAAGGAGCCCUUUCCAGAGAGCACGGAUAACUUUAUCUUGUUUGAUGAAGUGAGUCCCACACCUCCUAUCACUGUGACCCACAAACCAGAAGAAGACACUUUUGGGGUAUCCAUAGCAGUUGGACUUGCUGCUUUUGCCUGUGUCCUGUUGGUGGUUCUCUUCAUCAUGAUCAACAAAUAUGGUCGACGGUCCAAAUUUGGAAUGAAGGGUCCCGUGGCUGUCAUCAGUGGUGAGGAGGACUCAGCCAGCCCACUGCACCACAUCAACCACGGCAUCACCACACCCUCUUCGCUGGACGCCGGGCCCGACACUGUGGUCAUCGGCAUGACCCGCAUCCCUGUUAUUGAGAACCCCCAGUACUUCCGUCAGGGACACAACUGCCACAAGCCGGACACGUAUGUGCAGCACAUUAAGAGGAGAGACAUCGUGUUGAAGCGAGAACUGGGUGAGGGAGCCUUUGGAAAGGUCUUCCUGGCCGAGUGCUACAACCUCAGCCCGACCAAGGACAAGAUGCUUGUGGCUGUGAAGGCCCUGAAGGAUCCCACCCUGGCUGCCCGGAAGGAUUUCCAGAGGGAGGCUGAGCUGCUCACCAACCUGCAGCAUGAGCACAUUGUGAAGUUCUAUGGAGUGUGUGGCGAUGGGGACCCCCUCAUCAUGGUCUUUGAAUACAUGAAGCAUGGAGACCUGAAUAAAUUCCUCAGGGCCCAUGGGCCAGAUGCAAUGAUCCUUGUGGAUGGACAGCCACGCCAGGCCAAGGGUGAGCUGGGGCUCUCCCAAAUGCUCCACAUUGCCAGUCAGAUCGCCUCGGGUAUGGUGUACCUGGCCUCCCAGCACUUUGUGCACCGAGACCUGGCCACCAGGAACUGCCUGGUUGGAGCGAAUCUGCUAGUGAAGAUUGGGGACUUCGGCAUGUCCAGAGAUGUCUAUAGCACGGAUUAUUACAGGGAAGGGCCAUGCCAGAAGGGCCCGUUCAGCGUGGUGUGGCAGCGGCAGAGGCUAGCAGCAACGACAGCUUCCACACUCUUUAAUCCAUCUGGAAAUGAUUUUUGUAUAUGGUGUGAGGUGGGAGGACACACCAUGCUCCCCAUUCGCUGGAUGCCCCCUGAAAGCAUCAUGUACCGGAAGUUCACUACAGAGAGCGAUGUGUGGAGCUUCGGGGUGAUCCUCUGGGAGAUCUUCACCUAUGGAAAGCAGCCAUGGUUCCAACUCUCAAACACGGAGGUCAUAGAGUGCAUUACCCAAGGUCGUGUUUUGGAGCGGCCCCGAGUCUGCCCCAAAGAGGUUUACGAUGUCAUGCUGGGGUGCUGGCAGAGGGAACCACAGCAGCGGCUGAACAUCAAGGAGAUCUACAAAAUCCUCCAUGCUUUGGGGAAGGCCACCCCAAUCUACCUGGACAUUCUUGGCUAGUGGUGGCUGGUGGUCAUGAAUUCAUACUCUGUUGCCUCCUCUCUCCCUGCCUCACAUCUCCCUUCCACCUCACAACUCCUUCCAUCCUUGACUGAAGCGAACAUCUUCAUAUAAACUCAAGUGCCUGCUACACAUACAACACUGAAAAAAGGAAAAAAAGAAAGAAAAAACCCUGUAAGGCAGUUUGGCAUAUAUAUAUAUAUAUAUAUAUAUUUAUAUAUCUAACUAUCUAUCAAUCUAUAUCUACAGAGAGAUACCUUCUCUAGUACACAGAGAAGCUGCUGAUACAGAAAACCACAAGACUUUAACAACUCAGAAACUCUAAAAUAUUAAUAAUACAAAGGAAAAUUCCCUUUGACUUAAGCUGUGGCCCAUGCUUCUAAUGCUAUGGCUUUUCGGAGCAGAAGACCUGGACCAUGCAGAGAGACAAUCUUUGGGAUGAGAGCUCUGGGACGGGAGGAGUUAAGGUGGUGAUCAGUCGCUGCUGUGUGCGUCUGUUACCCCGGAAGCUCACCACAGGCACAUGUGGGGACCGCAUGGCUGAGCUCAGCAAAGAAAUGAUGCUGGAGCAGGGUCCUUGCCUCCACUUCUUCCCCAUUUCCUCCACUUCAGGACAAUGUUCUAAUUUGUCCGUUCUAAAAAGUGUAAUCUUGAUGCUUUUGGGAAUCAACGAUGGCACCUACGGGUAAACACAGAACAGACAACCCCACAACACAAAACCGUGACAAGAGCUGACCGCAUCCAUCCUGGGUGUAAACUUCUUGCUGGAGUUGCAAAGGAUGUGUCUUUCUAUUCUCAGAACUUAACUGGACUUUCUGGACUAAAAGAACCACAGAAGAAAAAAUAGCUGAAACCUGAACCCUGCCAAGACACUGCCACCUGUCUUUUCCAUCAUUGUGAAGAUUCCUUGGCCUCACCUCCCACUUUCAGGCCCCUGGGAAGCUUAGAGGGUUAGGAAACAGGUCCCCAUGUUAUCUUUGAAUGUAGACGCAGCAGGCUUUAGAGUUGCAAUAGCAAGAGACUUGGUUGUUUGUAGGUCAUUAUAACGAAUGCCCCCUGGUCCUCUCAGUUUCUCAUCCUGCUUCCCUAGAGCCUAGACUCCACUUCCUGGGUCUCUACCGAGUCCCAGGUAAACCCCACUGCCAAGGAAGGAAGCCAGGUCUAGUGAGAGGCUGCAGCAGUGAGUGUUUCAGGAAAGCAAGCAGUGGAGUGGGUGAGAGCCAGCAGGGGAGAAUCUACUUGGCACCUGCUCCAGGCCCCUUGGCAUUCUCCUCACGUUUCCAGCCCCUGGGAGGAUUGAUGCAUCUGCCUUUGAGCUGUUGUGAAAACGCAGGGGCUGAGAAAUCACUUUUGUGGGCUGGGGUAGGGGGAAGGGCUGACGCUUCUCUGGGAGAUGUCCAAUGAGCAGCCAGUGCUGCAGGCUUGGCAUCUUAAUGAGGCCUGAGCCCUGACCGGAGAGAGGGAAGGAAACAUCUGGGCUGGGGCCUGCUCCCUCUGCCCCAGCACGGGGGAAUCACUGCCUUCCUGGCUGCUGCCACAGACCACGGUGGGGUUGACCUCUGGGCCUCCCUGUCACAUGAAACAUGGAAGCCAACAGCCUGGCCCCACAGAGCUCCUCUGCUGGGGAGGAGAGGAUGUGCUUCUCCCAGGCUACUGGGCCCCUCCGCCUCGCCCCAAGCACAGAGCCACCUAAGGGACUGACCUUUGCCAAACUAGAGCUCACCUCCCGGGGGCCUCUGGCCUACCCUUUUCCCUGCCAGCUGCAGAGACUGCCAGCAGCCUGGACGUCCUGGUUAGCUGAAGGCAUCUGAAACGUGGGCCUCCCUAUGUGGGGUUUAGGACUGAAUUAUGUGUUUGUUGGUUUUGCUUCUUUUUGUAGACCCACAAAUACUUUUAUUUGAAUAGUAAAGAGCUGUGCUCAGAUUGUAGCCAUGGUUGGGAUUUGGGAUCAACGAGGCUGGUUAGCUGGACUGGGAGGGAGGGAGGUGAGAUGGGAGUUUGAUGUGGAUUUUCUCACUGUGCUGUGCUCCUAGCCCCUGAGGACUUUGCGGGAAAGCUGUUUGGAUUGACCACCUCAAGAGAACCCUUUGCUGUCCUAGGGCAAUUACUCCUUUUGUCUUCCCACCUAGAGGACCACUAUGCCGGGGCUGUGAGUGCUGGAUGAAACUGCACAGUCUGGCUUUGAUCUGGGUAGCUAAGAACAGGUGUUCAGGGAGGGCAUGGUCUGGAGGGGCCUGAGGGAAAAGUGUCUUCUGGUUAGAAGUGAAGCACCAAUGCUCCUGUUGCUUCCCUUCUCCCAUAUCCUCCCCUGAAAAAACACUGUGUGGUUUCUGUCUUCUUGGCUGUGUGUUUCAAAGCUGAUAGUUACUGAUGGGCUGAGAAGAAGCAGGAGAAGAACUGGGUUGGAGAUGGGUGGAAAACUGGGAAUAAGGACCGUGCUAUGGUUUUAUCUUCAGGGCACCGAUUCAUCAUGUCCUAAUGAAAGAAGGUGAUUCCUUGGGGAGCAAGAAGCACUGAAGGAGACUGCAGUUGUCAGAUUGCUGGCACCUUAGCAACCCACAGGCUUUCACGUUGAUCUUGGGGUCAUGUCCUUGCCAUGUCCAUUUUAAGCAGCUGGCUGUGGAAGAGUGCGAGAGAGAGAGGGGCAGAGCAGGGAAGGGUAGAGAGGGAAGACCUGCCUUCCUUCAGCUCUGGCUGUCCUCUCUAUACAGAGUCUACUUUGAUUUAUUAACCUUGGCAGAUUAAAAAAAAAGAUUUAUUUUGGAGAGUAAAAGGGGCAGAAAAUAAGGCCAUGGAAAUUGCAGGGGUACGCUACGGCUCUGGGGAGUGUGGCGUGUACUGGGACACACCUGUCUCUCCUAUUUUGGGGCAGGACUGAUAAGGCUUAGUCCACCGUAUCUUAAUUUCCCCAUCUGCAGAAUAAGGGGUACACCUGCUAAUCUCUGGCCCCUUCUAGCUCUGAGUUCUUAGAUUCUAACAACGUUGUAUCACUGUGCCAUUUUUCUCAGCACUACUCUGGAAUGGCAGGACAGCCUUGCAUAGGUGGGGGGCAGUUGCAGCUGAGGGCUCACUGGGCCUGGGCAAGGCUGAGUUCCAAUAAGACACUCCUCUCCUUCUUUGCCCCUUGUCUCAACAUCUCAGAGUCUGAAGUGUCUGAGACGACUGUAAGCCAGGAGCGGAGCAUUUGGUCGGCUUCCCAUCCUGGCGUUCUUACAUGCCGGAAAACCACUGUCGACGGUCUAUUUAUUUAUUUAUUUAUUAAGAGCCUAAUGUGAUGAAAUGUGUUGUGAAAUGACAUCCUAUUAGCCAAUAUGACCACUCCAGUUCAUUUCACCCUCAUUUUCCCAUACCAAAGUCCACAUUUUAGAAGACCGUGUCACAUCAACUCUGAGAGCUUAGCUUUGAAGCGAGCUCUUUUGUUUCUUUUGGUGAAUGCUCCAGGGCACCCAGGCUGGUCUCUCUGCCAUGCCAACCUCACCAGAUCCUCUUCUGGACUGAGUGAGAGUGACCUGCUGUUGGAUGUCCACCUUGGAGUAGGGUGUUGUGGCCAUGGGACCUCCCAGUUCUUCUUUCUUUGGAUGUGAACCUAACACUGCCCUCUAAUGAUAUCCCUGAACUCUGAGGGGACCUUGGGCAUCACUAAGCCUCCUCUAGUCAACAAACAAGAAAAAGGAGGUGGUGCUUCCUCCAUUCAGCAGAUCAUGCACAAAUUACUCCUAGACAGAGGCUUCCCACUUGAGGCAAAGGAUCUUUGGUCCUUCUGGGUUCAGGUUGAACAUUGAUGUUCUUCUCUAGUGAUGCUUACUUUGCGGAAUACACUAGUGCAAGUCAUUUUGGUGCUAAAUACUACAGAAACCAACACUAACAGGAGAGCUGUCGGCCAGCUUCUGGGGCUGCACGAGACUCAACUCAGAAGUAGAAGUGAGUCAGGCAUGCUGGGAGAGUACAGGAUGCAUUGGAAGUUAAGUAGAAAAGUGGCAGGGUGAACCAGCAAAAUUUCUGAUUUUGCUAUUAGUUAGUUAUCUACGUGGCCUUGGCCAAAUCAGCUAAUUUCUCAUCUGAGACACUUAAGAGGUUUGUAUAGAUAUUUUUAGAGUCCUUUUCAUUUUUUUAAAGCUAUGUUCUGGUCCCACCUGUUUUAUAUAUAUAUACUUGCUUGUUAAAAAUAAGAGAUAAAGUGAAAGAUAAGAAGACGAAGAAAAGUUACCAAUGGCAAAGGACUGAUUAUAGAAGGCAAUGAAAGAAGGCCUGGUGACUGGUAGAUUUGAGGAAUAUUGUACAGGGAGCCACGCAGACAAGCCAGAGACUUCAUUUUUAUGCUCUUCAUAGGAGGUUACUGGCCUAGCCACUUGCCUGCGUUUCACCAGGCUGUUCUCCUCAGCUAGUCAACCUUCCCUCUUCAAAACCAACAUGCUAACACUUGGCAGAAACUAUUCCAAGAUGUGGAGAGAGGCCUGCCCAUCUCUCAUGCAUACCAUUGGCAAUCAGCUCUGGGUCAAAACCGACAAGAUUUUUAUCUUUUAAUGCUUAUUGUAAGAGGCUGGGAUGUUUGAAAGAGGGCAGUGUCUUAAGUUGCAGACUAUUCACCAAAGUCCUUUUCUAUUCAGGAAUGACUAAUGACUUUCUUUGCUCCCCUUUUCCAAACCAAACAGCGGCAGUAUUACCUUGACUUCAAAGUACAGUGAUUGCAAGGGACAGUCUUAAGAUUAAGGGUCUUUUUAGUGCUUUGCUCAGAAUCUGGAGCAAAGAAAUGUCUAGGGAUGUUUGUUGAAUGAACCCACCUGCCAGCAGUCCAGAGAGCUGUCCCAAAGGCCCCUGAGAUGUCUAUUGUCUGCUUUGGUAGGGAACCAACCUGCUAGAAGACUCAAGGGCAUUUGCCUUAGAGAAAAAAAAAAAUGGCACAUUUAGUUCAGGGCUUGGGUGCUGAAGUCACUGUGUUUUUGGUUCCUGAAGCUCCACUUUCUUUUUUCAUACUAAAUAAAUUGUUUUGGCCAAUA
This is a messenger RNA of Symphalangus syndactylus (siamang), 8297 nucleotides long. It is a transcript of the gene NTRK3, whose product is annotated as neurotrophic receptor tyrosine kinase 3. The record is from RefSeq and is a predicted model, not a curated record. Gene Ontology annotation, cellular component: axon; plasma membrane; signaling receptor complex. Lineage: Eukaryota; Metazoa; Chordata; Mammalia; Primates; Hylobatidae. Gene Ontology annotation, biological process: multicellular organism development; positive regulation of phosphatidylinositol 3-kinase/protein kinase B signal transduction; positive regulation of neuron projection development. Gene Ontology annotation, molecular function: ATP binding; transmembrane receptor protein tyrosine kinase activity; neurotrophin binding.